GCCCCGCCGCGCACUGGCGUUUGACACACUGUUCCGACCACUCUCGAUCGCCAAGCUGACCUGUAAACGUUGUAAAAGCGUUCCAUCAUGUAUUUUCGGCAAUGCCAACGACGGGUGGCUGAAGGAAGCAUAUGUCACUGAGACUCAUGGGCUUGAGGAGCAUUUAUUCGCAGUAGGCCUCAGGAGGUGCAUCUGAUGAGCUCGCUAGUACCAUCGCUUCACUUCACAGUCAUCUAUUCAUCUUGCUGCCGGACAGCUCUUUCCCGUUUACAUCUUCUUUCAAUCCGCUAAUUAAUACACUCUCGAUAUGAAGGUCUCUCUGGAGUUGACUCUCGGUCUACUGGCCGUAUCGUGCGUAGAUGCAUUCGUCGUUCCCCCUCGCACGCUAUGGGCAACUAAAGCGAACCUUGCCUCUCGCUCGUAUCGCGCACACCCUGUCAGACGUGACGCAGACUUCCAGAGCCUGGACUCGUUGAUCAAUGGAGGAAGUCGCCGCCGCGAAGCUCAAAAGCAAGGUGGUGGUGGUGGCGGGGGUCUCACGAUAGGAGGUCUCACUCUAGGUGGCUCAGGCGGUGGUAUCACUGGCAACGGUCUCAAGCUCGGCGGAAAGCAGCAGGGUAAUGGUACUGCGGCAGCCGCCGAAGAGCCCAAGUCUGCAGCGACAGAGGAUGAAAAGCCCGCCGCCGCCGCCGAGAAACCUGCUACUAAGGGCGAGAAUCCUGCUAUCGCCGCAGAGCAAGAGCCAAAAGAAAGUGCUGCUGGUGCUGGCGCUGGUACGGACAAUCAGCCCGGACGCGCUGAAGGAGAAGCAGCAAGGAAAGAAGCUGAACAGGAAGCUCAAGAGGCCGAGGGUGAGAAGUCAAACGGUGUCAAGGCUACUGAAGAGUCUGAGAAGUUCUCUGAGGAAUCUGGUAUCACCCUCGGCGAGGACGGUGCCGCGGCGAACCUCGGUGGAAACUUAGGCAUCACGCAGGGCUCUGAUGGCAGUAAGUCAAUCGGUGGGUCAAACGGUAUCAACAUCGCCGCCAAUGGAGAAGCGACUCUAGCAGGUAAUGAGUGAUAAUGGACCGCUUGGGAACAUGAGGUUGUGCCAGCCGU
Molecule: messenger RNA, 1098 nt
Organism: Alternaria rosae
Lineage: Eukaryota; Fungi; Ascomycota; Dothideomycetes; Pleosporales; Pleosporaceae
Exons: 2
Coding region: 308-1060 (250 amino acids)
Source: RefSeq, a predicted model, not a curated record